AUGCUGCUCCCGCUCUACUUCAACGUCGCCAUGUUCGGCUACGGCUACUCGCGCAACAGCGACCAGGCGGGCCCGCUGCUGGCGGGCCUGUUUGCCUACUCGGCCGUCGCCGUUCUGUUUCUCCUCUGGAGCGUCGGUCUCGUCGGCGUCGCCAGCUCGAGCUGGGACUCGCCGCUCGAGGUGGUCGCGCUCGCGCUGCGCAGCCCCCGGCCCGCAGACAAGGCCCUCCCUAGCAGCCUCGUCGAGAACCCCGAGGUUCUGAGCGGGCGGUACUGCAUCGCCGCGGAUGGCGAGGACCUGCUGUUGUAG
Messenger RNA from Gaeumannomyces tritici R3-111a-1, 309 nucleotides. RefSeq lists its product as hypothetical. The transcript has a single exon. Bases 1 to 309 code for a protein of 102 amino acids. NCBI's taxonomy places the organism in Eukaryota, Fungi, Ascomycota, Sordariomycetes, Magnaporthales, Magnaporthaceae. The record is from RefSeq and is a predicted model, not a curated record.